UCUUCUUCUUCCUUCUCCCGCCUUCUCCAUCCUCCCAGCAGCAGCUGCUGACACCUCUUCAAACUCCAAUCCUACUCCCACACACUGCUGGUCCAGCUCGCGCGCGAGCUACAGCAGCGAUUUCCCUCUGUUCUCCGGUUUUGAUCGAUCGAUCGACCAGCUGUAAGGUCAGGAGGAGUGAUUGUGUGUGUGAGAGAGAAUCUGAUGGAUAUGACGCACGAGAGAGACGCGAGCAGCGAGGAGGAGGUGAUGGCCGGCGAGCUCCGGCGCGGGCCGUGGACGGUGGAGGAGGACCUCCUGCUGGUCAACUACGUCGCCUCGCACGGCGAGGGCCGCUGGAAUUCGCUCGCCCGAUCAGCAGGGCUGAAGCGCACCGGCAAGAGCUGCCGCCUCCGGUGGCUCAACUACCUGCGCCCCGACCUCCGGCGCGGCAACAUCACGCCGCAGGAGCAGCUGCUCAUCCUCGAGCUGCACUCGCGCUGGGGCAACCGCUGGUCCAAGAUCGCGCAGCACCUCCCCGGCCGCACCGACAACGAGAUCAAGAACUACUGGCGCACGCGCGUGCAGAAGCACGCCAAGCAGCUCAAGUGCGACGUCAACAGCCAGCAGUUCAAGGACGUCAUGCGCUACCUCUGGAUGCCCCGCCUCGUCGAGCGCAUCCAGGCCGCCGCGGCCAGCGGCGCCGGGGCGGCGGGGCAGCAGGCCGGCGCCGCGGACACGCCGCUGUCCUCGUCGUGGCAGCACGGCGCCGACGACGGCCUCUACGCGUCGCCUGAGCUGCCCACCGACGCCUGCUGGCCCGCGGAGUACUACGGCACGGCCGCCGGUGAUCAUCCGCUGCUGAACAACCCCGCCGUCCCGGAGCUGUCGAGCACCACGGCCGGGUCGUCAUCUCCGUCCUCGGACUCCGGCGCGGGGGCGCAGCCCUGGCUUGCGCCCGUGGGUGGAGCGGAGUGGUUCACCACCGCCUGCGAUGCCUCCAGCGCCGCCGUCGCCAUGAACGACACCGUCCUGGCCGGUCAGCAACAGCAGCUGCCGUGCCUGCUCGGGGAGACGUGGACGUCCUCCGAGCUCCCGGAGCUCGGCGUCGCGGACUUCGAGAUCGGCAGCUUCGACGUGGAGAGCAUCUGGAGCAUGGACGACAACUUGUGGUACACGCAGACGCAGGGCGUGUGAACUGAAGCCAGCACGGCGGCAUGGAGCUCCACGCCUCCACGGCAUCGGCGGUGGACACAUGCGCCUGCGCGUUGGAUACAAUCAGCCGCCGGGGACGCCCAGCGCAGAGCAGAGCUAGCUGAGAAACGGAUUAGAAGAAGGAGGGAGAUUAUUUGGAGGAAUAGAAGACGACGACGACGACGACUAAUCUUUGUUAGGCUCAAGAUGCAGUUCUUGGCCUCUUGCCUCCGGGACUAUUCCACUCCAGUUCUACCUCGUUUCUUAUUAAUUUUAUUUUCUUGUUUAGAUCCCCUAGAGGCUAGGGUAUAUACGCAAAAAAAGGAGAGAGAAAACCGUAGCUGUUGCAGUGUAUGUGUCAAGUGUUUGUACGUGGCCCGUCUAAUUUUACUCAUUCUUUUUGAGUAAAUACAUAUUAUAUAUGAAGCUGAAGUUACUGAA
Panicum hallii is the source of this 1614-nucleotide messenger RNA. Its product is annotated as transcription factor MYB2-like. Lineage: Eukaryota; Viridiplantae; Streptophyta; Magnoliopsida; Poales; Poaceae. The record is from RefSeq and is a predicted model, not a curated record. Gene Ontology annotation, cellular component: nucleus. The transcript is spliced from 2 exons. Gene Ontology annotation, molecular function: sequence-specific DNA binding; DNA-binding transcription factor activity. The coding region runs from base 205 to 1176 and encodes 323 amino acids. Gene Ontology annotation, biological process: regulation of DNA-templated transcription.